AUGAGAACGUCGACGUUUCUUGUUUCAAGGUCUCCGUUCAUCGCGUCACCGCCGCCUACUACCGAGCUAUUUCGCGUAAUAAUAGAAGAGCUAGGAACCAUUAGUGCAGAGCCAACAGAUGUCACAUACGAAGAUGUCAACUGCCCAAGAACGGUCAGGCCGGCAAUAUGGUGCAAACCAAAGGAAGCCUCGGCCUCACGUGUUAUUCUCAACCUACACGGCGGAGGAUUCGUCACCGGAUCUCCAUCUAGCCACCGCAAGCUAGCCGGACAUCUCGCCAAGACUUCUGGAUGUCAUGCUCUGGUUCUGGACUAUGAACGAGCUCCAGAGAAUCGAUUUCCCAAACAACAAGAAGAUGUAAUUGCUGCAUACAAGUGUUUGAUGAUGGAUAAGAAAAUCUCAAGCAAAAAUAUCGUGUUCGCUGGGGACUCAGCUGGCAGACGCUUAACGAUAUCGUCCACCUUAAUGGCUAAGAAUCUAGGUCUUGAUCUUCCAGCUGCCAUCGUCACAUCCUCUCCGUGGUUUGAUGUAACCAUGGAUGCCGAAAGCUAUGAUAGAGGUUUAACCAAACAGUCGUUUGUAACACCCGAAGCUAUAGGCCUUGUUGCCGGAGCAUACGUUGGAAACGCCCCCACCUCGGACCCUCUGAUAGAUUUGCUCCAUGCCGAUUUUAUGGGUCUUCCUCCAAUAUAUAUAACAGCCGGAACCGAAGAAAUCCAUGAAAAAGAGGCUUUGCAGCUGACAGAACAUGCCAAGUCUGCAAAAGUCGAAGUGCGGUUGGAGAUAGUGAAAGAUAUGGACCAUAUUUGGGUCAUGAUGGCUGGAAGAGCACCUGAGGCUGACAAGACGAUUGCUGAAGCUGCUAAUUUCCUUCGUAAAAAAUGGUAG
This is a messenger RNA of Bipolaris zeicola 26-R-13, 888 nucleotides long. RefSeq lists its product as uncharacterized. The record is from RefSeq and is a predicted model, not a curated record. Gene Ontology annotation, molecular function: hydrolase activity. The transcript is spliced from 2 exons. Lineage: Eukaryota; Fungi; Ascomycota; Dothideomycetes; Pleosporales; Pleosporaceae. Bases 1 to 888 code for a protein of 295 amino acids.